Toxorhynchites rutilus septentrionalis is the source of this 3946-nucleotide messenger RNA. RefSeq names its product gastrula zinc finger protein XlCGF42.1-like. The coding region runs from base 1223 to 2122 and encodes 299 amino acids. NCBI's taxonomy places the organism in Eukaryota, Metazoa, Arthropoda, Insecta, Diptera, Culicidae. Gene Ontology annotation, biological process: regulation of transcription by RNA polymerase II. The transcript is spliced from 9 exons. Gene Ontology annotation, molecular function: DNA-binding transcription factor activity; RNA polymerase II cis-regulatory region sequence-specific DNA binding. The record is from RefSeq and is a predicted model, not a curated record.
CAUUGUUGAGUUAUUUAUAGAACAGCAGCCCGAUGUGUCUGGCAGAGCAGUUGUAUGGAUGAAUCCAUCUUAUUUCGACCGUGGAUCGAUCUCCAUCGCUGAUGAUUGUUGCGUGGACGUAGUUAUUCUGUAACAACACAAAGAUGGUCAAUGAGGGUCCUGAGUUUUGAACUCACGAUUGAUCUCUUACUAAGCGAACGCGCAACCAAUGUGGCUACGGAGACCCCCUUUUUUAUAUGUUUGUAACAUGUUUGUCUGUAGCGCAUUACCACAUCGAUAGAAAUUUGUUGACUUCCUGUUCCAAGAUGACCCAACUCUUUCCGUCCGAGCCGAUGAGGUUCACUUUGGUCUCAUCCGACCACAGCAUAUUUCUCCAUAGUUUCUCCUUUUCCGGGUCCAUCGCCCACUCGGCUGUGCGUAUAUGCCCCAGUAUACAAAUAAAACAUUCAAACAUGGAGGAGGUAACAUCAUGGUGUGGGGGUGCUUUUCUUGGUACGGGGUGGGUCCCUUGUACUGGAUCGACCGGAUUAUGGACCAGCAUCUCUACGCCCAGAUACUUCGGGAAGUAAUGCUGCCACACGCCGAGUGGGAGAUGCCCCUAAAGUGGCAGUUCCAGCAGGACAACGACCCCAAACAUACCGCUAAAACGGUUAAAAAGUGGUUCCAGGAUAAUAAGGUAGACGUUAUGGAGUGGCCAGCACAGUCCCCUGAUCUCAAUCCUAUAGAGAACCUAUGGGAAAUAGUUAAACGUAAGGUGUACACCGAAAAAUCAAAAAACAAGCAGCAGCUGUGGGAGAGAAUCCAGGCGGUGUGGUACGCUAUCCCGCUGAGAACGUGCCAAAAGCUGGUGGAGUCGAUGCCGAACCGGGUGCGAGAAGUGAUGCGUAAUAAGGGUUAUACCACCAAGUACUAACCCUGCAAAUCGAUCACGGUGUCCCGUUUUUAUUCCGGAACUAUUUGGUCAACCUAGUAAUGAGAAACUAUUUCUUGUGACCAAUGUAGCUUUUGCUCCAACGUAUGCAAUGAAAAAUUCCAUCAUGUGAUAGUCCCCUCUCAUCAAGAGCAGAAGCUCAAAACUAUCCUACAGAAGUUGAACAGUUCAACUUCACAGUUGAGCAGUUAUCCUACAUGCGACGGAUGUCGUCAAGAAUUCAUAACCGUCCACAACAUUCCCGAGAGCUACUUCCAAAUUUUGACCAUCACCGAACCGACUGAAAUCAAGAUGGAUCCAGAGCUAAUGAUUGAUGACCACGAGCGGCCGGAUAAUGGAAACAUUUUUGAAAGAGACUCAAUAGUGGAUUUUAGGCCGAUCGCACAGGAUAAUGAAAUGCAAAUCAAUAGAGAAAACGGAGAAGUUUUCUUCAUCAGAGAGAUGGACGAAGAUGACCAUUUGUUAUUGAUUCCAAAUGCUGGAACAAAUACACAAAGAACAGUUGAAUUGGAUGUUUCACAGAGGGGAGUUCACUCAACUCCAGUAGGUCCUAAAUGUAGGAAUGGCUCGGUGGAAGAAGGAGGGAAACCGUUUAAGUGUGAAAAUUGUGGAAAAACAUUUGCUUUUAAACACAGACUAAAAGUGCAUGUUCGAACACAUACGGAUGAGCGUCCUUAUUCUUGUCCACAUUGUCCAAACGCAUUUAGGAAUCCUUCAACGCUACAAGGACACCUUCGAUCCCAUUCGGGAGAAAAACCGUUCAAAUGUGUAGAGUGUGAAAAAACAUUCAGCCGAAAAUACGAACUCAAACGGCACGUUCGAACUCAUACAGGAGAGCGUCCAUAUCCUUGUCCACAUUGUCAGAGCGCAUUCAGAGAAUCCGCAACGCUUCGAUUGCACAUUCGAACUCAUACGGGCGAACGUCCCUAUUCUUGCCCACAUUGUCCGAAUGCUUUUAAGCAACUUUCAACGCUCCAAGACCACGUUCGAACUCAUACGGGCGAACGUCCCUAUGCUUGUCUACAUUGUGCGAAAGCGUUUAAGCAACACGCAACGCUCCAAAGACACCUUCUUCGUCGGCACAGCAAAAUCAAGUUGAAUCGCAACUUGCCGUGCCAUUUGAGCAGUAAGAACGAUCAGUCCGAUGAAGAUACAGAUGGCUCAGGGCAGGAACCACAGUUGACCAUGUAGCUGAUUGCUGAAGAACCUCUUCGUCACUGAAAAUAAUUUUGCCAAAUAGUGAUCGUAUUAAUUGUAAUUGUAAAUUGCAAAAAUAUUACGUUUUUAAUUAAUACUUUGUAUAUUCUUACUUCUUCUGCAUAUAACGGUUGAUAAAGUAUUGGAUAGCAUAUUCCUGUAUUUACACGUCGAAACAACACGCUUCCUACACUCUCACUUUUGGACAGCCUGUUGUCUCUGUCAGGUAUCCAGCAAACAUUAAAUCGUACAACUUGCAAAAGUCGUAUAUAAAGUGGGAUCAAAUCACAAUAGUAUAUUUAAAACCGUAUAAAAUGCGAAAAACCCGAUUCUAUUCAUCACGGCUGAUGUAGUCGUAAUUCGGUAUAACAAGCAUAGGUGAAUUUAUGAUAUGUACUAUCGUAAAAUUGAACUAGUCGACAUUACAUAUGCAUAUCAGGCUGAUAAAGUUCGUUAGUCGCAUAAACGUAUAAUUUAAAUGAAUGUAUUACUGAGAAAAAAAAUCGUAUUACAUGCUGCGGAAAAUCAUUCAACGGUAGAUCAUAUUAGAUCGUAAAUGAGGGCAUAUUACUGUAGCGUACCGCAUACUUACCGGUGUUCCUAAUGCGCUCGGUAAAAUGAGCAAUCCCAUAAGCCGUUAUACGAAUUAACGAUGAAAUGUAUCGGAAGAUAAAUAAUAAAUUAGGGUCAUAACUAUUAGUGAUCUGGAAGCCAACACACGUAUAUUUAUUCUAUAAAUCUAUAUCAAACUCCGAAGUAUACCGUGAAGUGUGAAAACAUAAAAACUGGCGACGAGGAAAAGUGUCUCUCAUACGGAAUAAUCCCUGUAGCAAGGAAAUUUCAGAGUGAGCUGAAAAUCUUCCCCGCUCCCACCGAUUUGGCCAUUUUACAUUCUGCCGUGGGACCAUUGUUCGAAAUCGCAAUAAUUGUCAUCAUUCGCGAGAAUUGGCUACUCACAACACUGAGAUACCAUUUGACAAAUGAUCAGCGGAGAGUGUGUUACCAUUCGUGUGAGCAGAGAACAUCAGAGCGUGAGCUAGUGUUGGGAGAAACGGGAGAAACGUCAGGCUGGAGAAAAUAUUUCUCGCUGUGACUGAGUGAGUUGUGAGAAAGGCUUCACUGGCUGUGUCUCACUCACCAAUGUAAACAACAACAGUUAGUGGAUAAGUGCAACUGUUUGGGUUCUAAUAUCGAUAAAACAAAAAGAGUGUAUCAAGACGACGAUCAUGACACACCGAAAUCAAUUAAAACUGGCUCAUUCUCAGGUCCGAAGCUCGUUAGUGCUACUUCCGGAAGUCAAUCCGAGGAAACGCCGUCGGACAGAGUCAGGAGAUUUUCACGGCUAUACGGUAUCCGAGGCCGAAGAGGAGCCUUUCCUGGGUUUCCCAGAGGUGAUGAAUGAUCUGAACACAACCAGAACGAAACAACAGGAAACGAGCGAUAGCCUGAUCAUGACCAGGAGUCGCGCUCGAAAAGUUCGACGUAAAUUUGAGCAUUCUGAGUUUGAUGAUAAACAAGCGCGCAGCGCGUUCGAUUCUCAGUGAAUUUUGUGUAAAUAAUACAUUCGAAAAUGUAGUUAGUAAAUUUAAAAAGAAAAUUAGUUAAAGCUAUUCUCGGAUUAGAAUUUUGUCAUGUAUAUAGCAAGGUACUUGAGCAGGAAGGACUGUAGCGUACCGCAUACUUACCGGUGUUCCUAAUGCGCUCGGUAAAAUGAGCAAUCCCAUAAGCCGUUAUACGAAUUAACGAUGAAAUGUAUCGGAAGAUAAAUAAUAAAUUAGGGUCAUAACUAUUAGUGAUCUGGAAGCCAACACACGUAUA